GGUAUUUUCGACUGCGUCAAACAAACAGUGAAAGGACAUGGCGUGUUUGGACUCUAUCGAGGUUUAUCAAUUCUGAUAUAUGGCUCCAUUCCUAAAUCAGCGUUCAGGUUUGUUCUUUAUGUCAAAUUCAUUCACGAUCAAGCCCUUGAAAAGCCCCGAUUUAGAGGCUUUAUUCAUGGCCUUAGUUGUAUUAUAAAGGACGAAGGAAUAGGGGUGAACAAAGGCCUUUUCGGUCGCGUAUUGAACUCUCUACUUCCAGGUUUAUCAGAAGCUGUAUUUGCUGUCACACCUAUGGAAACAAUCAAAGUCAAAUUUAUUCACGAUCAAGCCCUUGAAAAGCCCCGGUUUAGAGGAUUUAUUCAUGGUCUUAGUUGUAUUAUAAAGGACGAAGGAAUAGGGGGUAUCUACAAAGGUGUUACAGCAACGAUGUUGAAACAAGGCUCAAACCAGGCUAUGCGAUUUUUUGUUAUGGAAACAUUGAAAGACUGGUAUCGAGGUGGCGACAAUAGCGUUGCCAUACCUAAACCUAUUGUUGGUUUGUUCGGUGCAUGUGCGGGUCUGGUUUCUGUUUAUGGUAAGUUCGGCAAAUACCUUUUUCAAAUAAUUAAUGUGAAUACGAACAUUCAAAAAUCCCUGGAUACCUCAAAACUAGCCAAAAUGGUCAGGACUGUUGCUAUGCUAACAAUAUAG
Molecule: messenger RNA, 690 nt
Organism: Cylicostephanus goldi
Lineage: Eukaryota; Metazoa; Nematoda; Chromadorea; Rhabditida; Strongylidae
Source: the annotation of a GenBank genome assembly